AUUUUUUGAGGGUUCCUUGGCUUGGCAGUGUGGAGGCUUCGCUUUCUUUCCUUGAGCAAAGCUAUGGAUCCUUACAAGCACACUCCAUCAAGCGCUUUCAAUUCUUCUUUUUUCACCACAAACUCUGGCACUCCCGUCUGGAACAACAAUUCCUCUUUGACAGUUGGGUCACGAGGGCCUAUUCUGCUGGAAGAUUAUCACUUGAUCGAGAAGCUUGCUCAGUUUGACAGGGAACGCAUUCCCGAGCGCGUCGUCCAUGCGCGUGGAGCAAGUGCAAAGGGUUACUUUGAAGUCACCCACGACAUCUCAAACCUCACCUGCGCGGAUUUCCUGCGUGCACCUGGAGUCCAGACACCGCUGAUUGUGAGGUUCUCCACCGUCAUUCACGAACGUGGAAGCCCCGAGACACUCCGUGAUCCCAGAGGCUUUGCCGUCAAGUUCUACACGCGGGAGGGAAACUUCGAUCUGGUUGGAAACAACAUUCCCGUGUUCUUCGUACGUGAUGGCAUCAAGUUCCCUGACAUGAUCCACGCUCUCAAGCCAAACCCAAAGACGCAUGUUCAAGAGCCUUGGCGCAUUAUGGACCACUUCUCGCAUCAUCCGGAGAGCUGUCACAUGUUUACUUUUCUCUUCGACGACCACGGAAUUCCUCUCAAUUACCGUCACAUGGAAGGCUUCGGGGUACACACGUUCACUCUGGUCAAUCGCGCCGGCAAGUGUACGUAUGUCAAGUUCCACUGGAAGCCAACUUGCGGACUAAAGUAUCUGAGCAAGCAAGAGGCUGUGGUCGUCGGCGGCUCUAAUCACAGCCAUGCGACCAAGGAUCUCUACGACUCCAUCGCGGCCGGGAACUAUCCAGAGUGGAAGCUGUUCAUUCAGACUAUGAACCCCUCCAACGAGGAGAUGUUCGACUUUGAUCCGCUCGACGUUACGAAGACUUGGCCGGAGGAAAUGUUCCCGCUCCAACCGGUUGGCCGCAUGGUGCUCAACAAAAACAUUGACAACUUCUUCGCUGAGAACGAGCAGCUUGCAUUUUGUCCGGCGCUCAUCGUCCCUGGCGUCUACUAUACCGACGACAAGAUGCUCCAGACUAGAAUCUUCUCAUACGCCGACACGCAGCGGCACCGACUUGGACCGAACUAUCUCAUGCUGCCUGCAAAUGCACCCAAGUGCGCACAUCACAAUAAUCAUCACGAAGGCUUUAUGAACUUCAUGCACAGGGAUGAGGAGGUGAACUAUUUUCCAUCACGAUUCGACGCAGUUCGCCACGCCGAGCAAGUCCCGAUUCCCUCACGUCCUGUGAGUGGCCGCCGAGAAAAGGUGAUGCUGGAAAAGGAGAACAAUUUCGCACAACCUGGCGUGAGGUACAGAUCAUGGCCAGCUGACAGGCAAGAGAGGUUCAUUGAGAAUUGGGUGGACGCUCUAUCCGAUUCACGCGUUACUCAUGAAAUACGCAGCGUGUGGAUUUCGUAUUGGUCCCAGUGCGAUAAGUCCCUCGGCCAGCGAAUCGCGGCUCAACUUCAGUCCAAAUCCAACAUGUGAUUCAGCCUGGGUUGGAGGUUUGUGGCUUUUGUUUCCAGUUUUUCUUUCCUUUUCGUGCAAGUAGCUCGCGCUGUUGUCUCUUGUGAUAUGAUAUAUCUUUAAUCUUUGCUAGCUUUUUUUCCAAAAGGCUUCCAAGUCAAGGCGAUUGAAUUGAGCCCCAGCAGCCUGCCAGAAGAGAGAACGCAAAGUAUAUUUAAGAGUGUGAAAGCUUUGAACGUUUUCUUCCUUUUUUUCCUUCUUGGUCAGGGACUGAUGAGCCACCUUUCUUUGUGGAAUCAAAUCAGAUGUUGAUUCCUGUGUGCCGGAAAGAUGUGUUGCAACAAAUCUAAAGAAAAGGAAAAAAAUGUUUGUGAA
Molecule: messenger RNA, 1896 nt
Organism: Selaginella moellendorffii
Lineage: Eukaryota; Viridiplantae; Streptophyta; Lycopodiopsida; Selaginellales; Selaginellaceae
Product: catalase-3
Exons: 9
Coding region: 64-1542 (492 amino acids)
Biological process (GO): response to hydrogen peroxide; hydrogen peroxide catabolic process
Cellular component (GO): cytoplasm
Molecular function (GO): heme binding; catalase activity
Source: RefSeq, a predicted model, not a curated record